Paraphaeosphaeria sporulosa is the source of this 1630-nucleotide messenger RNA. RefSeq lists its product as uncharacterized. The coding region runs from base 83 to 1177 and encodes 364 amino acids. NCBI's taxonomy places the organism in Eukaryota, Fungi, Ascomycota, Dothideomycetes, Pleosporales, Didymosphaeriaceae. The transcript has a single exon. The record is from RefSeq and is a predicted model, not a curated record.
CGAGAACUGCAAACAACCGAGAGAAAGCGGACAACCGACUAGCAGGAAGGCGUCGCCAUGUGUGAAGAAGUACGAGAUUGUCAUGCACGACAAGGACGCCUGGGGCUGUGGUUUCUGCGCCUGUCUGUUGACGACCUGGGAAGAGCGAUGCGAGCACAUUGCCAUGCACUUUGAGGAGAAGAAAUCGAAGUGGAAUUUCACCAACGUUAUUCUAGGACUCCUCAAGCAGCCCGAGGUCGCUGAAUCGUGGACCCGCUUAAUGACCCAACGGCACGGCGACGUGCAAGACUACCCUCGUUUCACCUGGGAAUCAAAGAAGUGCAACCGUCUACGGUACAAGCUUGAGACCAAAUGGGAUACUAGGGUCUUCGAUGUCGACAAGGUUGUGCAAGAGACGUACGAUUUGGCCGAGGUCGAGCCAGCAGACAUGGCCGAAUCUGCAGCUGAGACAACGCCCGAAGUGCAAGAAGCUCCCGAGUCUUCAGAGCCCAGCGAGACAGUUAGCUGUAAACUGGAAAUGGAGUUCGGAAAUGACCAACGACUUCACUCGUCGCAUGGCAUUACAUCUGACAAUAUGAUGGAUCUCGAUCCCGUGGACACUCCACAUGCGAUGCACCACGACCUACAACAGGCUCAAUGGCCUGUCACUUCUGAUAUGACGCAGAACACGAUGGCUGCUGAUCCUGCUAUGGGCGCUUUCGGAGGCUUCAACCCCAGCCACAUGGCGCACAUGUCCACGGAUUUCUCUCAGCCUGUCAACCAAGGUUUCCAACCUCAUUGGUCAAAUGCUGGGUUUGUAUCAACGCCCGACCUGGUCGCCUUCCAACAACAGAACUCGUAUAUGAAUUACAACGCCCCGAAGGAGGUUGUGCAAGUACCAACGUCUCAAUAUGCCAACUUUGGGCAAUACCCUCGACAGAGCGUGCCCCCGAACUUCAUGCAUCACACCAGUACUCCAUCGGCCUCUCGUCGUUACAUCCCGAAGCUGAUCAACAUCGCGAGUCGUCCGUCGAGUUCACACAUGUCUGACCAACCUCCACCGCCACCGCCAAAGGAUGAGCACACCAAUCGCUUUUCGAGGAUGAUCAUGCGACGUCGACCCAGCAACAUCUCGCAACAUACAAUUGUCUCCUCGCAACGCGAAAUCGGAUGGAACGAUGAGUUGAACUGGGGGUAACCCAACUCUAACCUUGUGUCGGAUGAGCUCACUACUCGCCGCCGGCUGGUCCGGCGUCCACACACUACCCUCCUUUACAAACACAAAACAAUUACUCACUGAGAAAGUGAUUCCGAACCUCGCCUUUCACGAAACCAGGUCGACGAACGACUGUAACGAUCGUCUAAACCGGCGCGUCCGACGAGCACAGUGUCACCUCUACGGGUCUCUAGCUAUUUCCUUUUUGAUACACCUCCAACGUCCAUGUCUGUCUAUUUGUUUUAGCAAAAGGUGGAUUGUAGGGUAUACCCAUAAUGUAUUCUGAUUAUGUUUGCUACGUCAGAUUCCCCAGCUUCGGCUACGCUCAAAAGGCCUACUAUUGUGGUGCUUUUGAUUAUAAUAAUACCCCAGUUGUCUGUCUUGCAAGCGUUUCUUGUUUGAGUAAUGUUGUCAAGAUGGCUGUAAUGAGGGAGU